Varroa destructor (honeybee mite) is the source of this 3724-nucleotide messenger RNA. RefSeq names its product DDB1 and CUL4 associated factor 12-like protein (gene DCAF12). The record is from RefSeq and is a predicted model, not a curated record. NCBI's taxonomy places the organism in Eukaryota, Metazoa, Arthropoda, Arachnida, Mesostigmata, Varroidae. Gene Ontology annotation, cellular component: Cul4-RING E3 ubiquitin ligase complex. Gene Ontology annotation, molecular function: protein binding.
AUAAUACAUGUCAAUGGUCCUUAUCGAUAACAUCUUAAGAGGAAAAACGAGCGAGAUUACGCAUUGCAAAAUUCCGAAGAUAAUAAGAUUAUAAAGAUUGGUAGUAUCAAGCUAUUUUGGUACUUUUGCCUGUAUAGGCAUUUCUGUUUCCUCCACUUGAUACCUUUUGUCCGUUGUUGCGUCAGAAAGAUUGCAGCAAGCGGAAAAUUCUACCGCUGGCUAUCUGAUUCAUUUAAUAACGUGUCCUUUUAAUCAUGGGCGAUUUCGUCGAUUACGUUGCUCUUGCUAAUUUUACUGCUACCGUUAGCGCGCUAGCUGCCGUUAGGUUAGUUGGUUUAAGCAUAAUCAAAAUGCUAAACUCGGAUGUGUGAGAGUGAAUUUAUGAGUCUGUUGUGGGUUUCUCUGUGUGGUGGCAUCUCUACGGAUGGCAUUUUUUGCCUGAAUGGCUAUCUGCCCUUAUCGCAAACGGGUGAUGGUGGUGAUGCUGAUGCUCCGGUGAUCUUUUUGCUCCCCUUCGCGGUUACGUUGAUUCUCUACGUGGGUGCAUGCGUAUGUGGGCGUGUGUGGGUGAGCAGAUAAAAAUAAGCGCCCGCUCCCGGUUUCUCUUGUUCCAGUAUCUCGACUGUACUCAACUAGGGCUGCUCUUCGGCGUGCUCGAUUUAGAAAAAUACGACAUGAUGGCAUCCGUGCGUCCUUUUUUUCGCCUAGACGAAGAUAUUGAAGAUUCGGAAGAGGAUUGCGGAUGGGAAGCCGAAGACUUCAGUUUUACUGAAGGCCGCCAGCGUUAUGAAUGCCCAAAGAUGCGGUGGAAAAUGUCCGACAUCGAUCCUGUUGCGAAACGCCGACCGCGAAAAACCAAAUACAGCAGAUUCUUGCCUCGGUAUUUAGAUUAUCGAGAGGCAGGAUUUGGUGAAAGGGUUCGUCAGGACUCAUUGUUCGGACUAUUUCGUUUGCUACGUACAAAAGAGCUUAGAGAGAAAACAUUUCCAGUCGAGCCACUGGAUAAAAUCUUCUGUUCAGAAUGGCUCAACGCCCGUCUCGUUGUGUUCGGCACAAAGUGUAAUCGUCUGAUGAUCCUUGACACGAAAAUGAAAAAGUUACUCGAAUUAGAAAAUCUCAAAAGUACCGCAGCAACUAACCCACCACUCGACGAUCUCUGCGGGAUUCAUGGAAUUGCAGUGAACCCAAGCAGGACUCGGCUAGCGACGGGUGCGAGUAAUCCGAACGAUACAGCCGUCUUUGAGCUGCCGUCAUUACAGCCGAUGUGUGUCGGCGAAUCCACGCAUGAGGAUUGGAUAUUCGACGUAAAAUGGCUCGAUGACGAACACUACGUUUCAGGCGGUCGAGACACCCGUAUCGCUUUAUGGCAAGCGCAUGGAUCACGCCGGAAAGAAUAUAUUGAUAGGGGCUAUGUCAGGGGCCUUCGGAAUGAGACGCUACCGAUGUACUUUCAUAUGAACGCAAAGACUUGUGUGUCCUCGCAUGGUAACAAGGUUCGUGCUUUGGCUGUAGACCAUCAGCAUGAUGCACUCCUGUCAUUGUCCCUAACGGCUCGUGUACAGGUGUGGGAUACGCCAACGUUCAAACUGACGCACGAGCACAUCCUUGAAAAUGAGACCGAAAAUGUCUGCAUCGCAUCUCAUGACCGUAUGCGCGUGACGGCGAUAGGAUCCAAAUCACAUGUCACCCUACUAGACAGUGGGAAUCUCAAUCCCAUCAGAAGUAUUCACGCUAUAAAGAACAACUGUGGAGUUAGAUCUGUGUCGUUCAGGGAUCAUUUGCUAACAAUUGGUACUGGACAGAGUAAUGUGCUGUUUGUUGACAUGCGAACUCAGCGGUAUAUCGAAGUAGACGCGCCCUUUGUGAACGCCACCAUCGAACCAGUUUCGUUAAGGAAUAAAUCUUAUCUUCAGUGUAGUCCCGGCUGGAUGACACCAACAGACCAAAAUUUUAUUGACGACUUCAAUCCCGCUGUCUACACACACUGUUACGAUCCCACAGGGCUCCAGCUGUUUACAGCAGGCGGACCUUUGCCUGCCAGUCUAAAAGGGGGUUAUGCUGCCCUCUGGAGGUAACCUUGAGGGGAGCGCUUCUUUCAGUCAACUAGAACGCGACCUCGGGACUCGAGUGACAAAGCGUGUGCAAUUUUAGAAGCGAGAGAUUUUACAGAACGCUUCUGCUGUUUUGUUGAGUUAGUUUUUCUUUUCAUAAUAUUAUGAAGAUGACUGUUUGUAUCAUAUGUUUUUAUUCUUUUCCUGUUAAAAACGGUUUCGACACGUUUUUGUCCUGUCAACAACGGCACAACUAAUUGAAAUAACUUAGAUAGAAAACGCAGGUAGAGGCAUGCGGUACGCACUGAAAAUCAUUGAUCCUAAUUUUGCUUUUGUGUGAUAUAUAAAGUAAACGUAAAAUGACAGCGCAUUACAAUGCGAACGAGAUGGUAACGUUAUCCAUAGAGAGAAACAACCGGAAGGGUCGACACUAAAUAAACAGCUAUAGGUAAACGAUCCUGUAGUGUUUGUUUGGAAGUUGCCUGUGCAUUGGCGGAAUUGAAUAAAUUGUAUCCCUCCUAUGCCUGCAUAAUAUGUAAUUAUAUCAAAGUGUAUACUAAGAGUUGUACAAUGAUAGCAGACGACGCGCAGCCGCCGUUGCGGCCGCAACCGCGCCCCUGAUGUAAUAACUAUGUGUGCGAGUGUGUAAAUAUAAUGACGUUGUGUAGCGAAAAGAGUCAACAAAGUAGUGUUUUUUACGCCGGUGAGACUGGUAUAUGAGAUCGAAUGAAUUUAUGCGUAAACCUAUAUGUAUCCAGGCACGUAUCGUCGGCCAUAAAGUUGGUUAUUUUCCGUCGAAAUGAAAUUUCUUUUCGAAGGAUCUUAUUACUUUCUUCAAAGCAGUAACGUAAAACUUCACUUUGAAAUGUCUAUGUCUCAAACUUAAUUUUAAUUCAAGUUUUACCUCAGCGCUCCUUUCCUAUAAAGUGUAUCCUAAAGCGGUGCCAGUAACUUGUGUUUUGGUGAUAGCUCCCAUAUAUGUUUGGUAAAUGGGCACAUGAAACCGAAACGUUCAGCCGAUGAUACGUAACUUGUAUGAAGUGAGGCAGUCUUGUAAAAAAAAAACGAUGAUUAGACCCGUGGUGAUUGACCAGGGUAGUAAAAAAGGUCAUAGAUACAAGUUCAACGAUGGAUGGCGCUCAUACGUAGCGCUUGUAAACUGGUAGGACAAAUCAGGUUGAGCAGGACGUGGCGUGAAAUAUGAACGAAGCAGCUGGAAUACAGCUGAACCAGCUUUUUUUUUUAAUUUAGGACGAAAGGUGAAACAGAGGAAAGCAAAGAUGACAAACUGAGGGAAAACAAAUGGAAAUAUGGAGACAUGAAGAGCUUUGUACCGAAAAGGUCGAAAUCACCUAGAUGCCAAUACGCGAAUACUCCCUUAAUAAGAAGCAACAUUAAAUAGGUUCCCCUACAUGCAUAAACUGACAUUCGAGACUGCAGGAAAUUCUUACACUUGAUAUCAGGACUUCAUUAAGACAAAAUUAGUGAUAAAGCCAUUACCGCUUGUGACCUUAACGGGUAUAUUCUAGUGCAAACCACCUGUGAUCGCUACUAAUUUGAUAACAAUUUUAGAUGUUCUGGUUGUUUAACACAAUCAUGCCGCAACUGUAUUUUACAUUAAUUAAAUACCUGAGAUUUUUAAUAACCAUAAUUAAAAAAUAAAGGAGAUCUAA